GCGAAAAAAAAAAUCAUGUGAUCAUGUGACGCUUCCUGGAGCUUUACUUUAACGCAUCACUUUUGCUCUCCGCAACAACAUUCAUCAGCAGCGAACCCUAAUUCCCCCGCGGGAUUUUGCGCUCGUUUACGGCAUGGCUGACGGUGAGCGAUCGCCUUUGCUGUUGGACAGUCGCGAUGGAAUGAACGGUCUGUCACCGGGAGAUGAGACCUACCGACCCUUGACCAAACCACAGAAUUUCCCAGCAUUCCCGUCAGCUCCUCCCGUGUCGAUGCUGGGAGAGGCUCCUCCGCCGUACUCCCCGCUGGGCUCUCCAGAGAGCGGCAGUGCUCCUGUCAUCAGCUGCAGAGUGUGUCAGUCGCUUAUUAGCGUGGAAGGCAAAAUCCACCAGCAUGUGGUCAAAUGUGGAGUUUGCAAUGAAGCUACUCCCAUAAAGAAUGCUCCAGCUGGAAAGAAGUAUGUGAGGUGUCCGUGUAAUUGUCUUCUCAUCUGCAAAGUCACCUCACAGAGGAUCGCCUGCCCCCGACCUUACUGUAAGCGAAUUAUCAAUUUAGGUCCAGUUCAUCCUGGUGCCAGUAGUCCGAAUCCUCAGCCUAGUGGUGCCAGAGUUUCCUGUGGCCACUGUGGAAACACUUUCCUAUGGACAGAAUUUACAGAUCGGACACUGGCUCGCUGUCCACACUGCAGAAAAGUCUCGUCAAUUGGCCAGAGGUACCCUAGAAAGCGGAGUUUGAUAUGUUUCCUGAUGUGCUUGAUCUUCAUCAUAACGACUGCGGGAUUGAUUGCUGGCACGUGGUGGAAGGCAAGGGUAUAUAAGGGGAUUUAUGCCUCAUGGGUGUUUUUCAUUGUCCUGGUGCUGAUCACUUUGGUCAGAGCUUUACACUGGGCCUGCCUGAAAAUUAGUGAACCGCUGCACAACUACUCAUCGUAGGAGUGAUGAAUGUGGAGGAGGAGGAGGAGGAGGUAGAAAUGAAGUGCAGACAAGAACAAGACAAGGAGAAAACUGAGCAAAAAAUGUUAAUAAAGGGAUGUUCUGCCAGAAAAAGUCAUAUUUUUCACCCCAAAGUCAAUGCAAAAAAAAUUCACUUGGAACCUUGGAAUAUUUUGAAAUAUCUUUUUUUUCAUUUGGGGGUAAAAUAUGACCAUUCAGUGCUCUGCUUUUGAACCCUGCUUUUCUCUGAACUGAUUUCCAAUCCAUUUUGCACACGCCGCUGAUGGGAAUCUGCUUUCUAAACACUGCUAAAUUAGAAAAAAGCAUAGGAAAACAAAUAUUUCAGCCUUGUCGGUAGGCUAAUAACUUCCAGUUUAGUUGCAGAAUCGGUAACUGCUGAAACGGGUCAUGCGUUUGGCUCCGACGUCGCUGUGGAGUCACACGAAUGUAUUGAAAGGUUACAGUUAGAAUGAGAGAUUGUGGCUGAAUUGCUGACACAGUGUAAGUGCCUCGUGUGACAAUGUGCUCUGUUGUUAUAACUUACAAAGCAGGUUUUUUUCCAAGUAUGAAGGAACUGCAACUUUUAGCUUUAUUGAAAAUCGUAACCUGACCAGGCAUAUCAGAUGAAGGGUUUGAGCAAGAAAAAGGAAAUGAAAACACACUUUAGAAAAGCAAAACUCUUUUUUAGACCAUGCAUUUUAGUGCAUGUCGACCUAUUACUGGAAUGUGCUAUUGAUUGAAUCAAAGAUGAAUUGAAUAUUCCUUCAGUGUAGUUUCUUGCUUUUCUGUAGAUGUUAUUCAGUGGACCUAUAGGGGUUUCUUUUCUUCUGUGGUGCCGGUUCAGACCAAACCUUUAACUUCCUUUUCUUCCUCCUGAAGCAUUCAGCAUGUCUUACUGCGUAUCUGCACCCUCGAAUUCAGCUUAGGCACCAAAUUAUGCUUUGCUUACUAACUAACAAUGUUCAAAUAUCCAACACAAUGCAAUAUUACAGAUAAUUUUGAGAUUUCCAAUGGUCCUCGUGUUACUUUUGUUGAUGCUGUUUUUAAAUCAGGCAUUGCUGCUCAUAAUUUGUACCCGUCUUUGGUUAUGUAGUUAAAGCUGUAUUAAAAUCUUUUCCAUUAUAUGCUAUUAAGACCUUUAACGUUACCUAGUAAAGUAGUACGGAAGAUUAUUUUUUACA
Puntigrus tetrazona (Sumatra barb) is the source of this 2112-nucleotide messenger RNA. RefSeq names its product phosphatidylinositol-4,5-bisphosphate 4-phosphatase 1b (gene pip4p1b). Gene Ontology annotation, molecular function: phosphatidylinositol-4,5-bisphosphate 4-phosphatase activity. The record is from RefSeq and is a predicted model, not a curated record. Lineage: Eukaryota; Metazoa; Chordata; Actinopteri; Cypriniformes; Cyprinidae. The transcript is spliced from 7 exons. Gene Ontology annotation, cellular component: late endosome membrane; plasma membrane; phagocytic vesicle membrane. Bases 134 to 931 code for a protein of 265 amino acids. Gene Ontology annotation, biological process: phosphatidylinositol dephosphorylation.